Messenger RNA from Girardinichthys multiradiatus, 2298 nucleotides. Its product is annotated as sorting nexin-8-like. Lineage: Eukaryota; Metazoa; Chordata; Actinopteri; Cyprinodontiformes; Goodeidae. Gene Ontology annotation, molecular function: phosphatidylinositol binding. The coding region runs from base 146 to 1711 and encodes 521 amino acids. Gene Ontology annotation, biological process: retrograde transport, endosome to Golgi. The record is from RefSeq and is a predicted model, not a curated record. The transcript is spliced from 13 exons.
CGCCAGCUGGCAGUGCGUGUUGGUGGCAACUGGGUCCACUUCAACAGGACUUGGACCUCAACAAGGGUUCACUACAACUUUAAGACGCAAAUUACUUGUUUUUCCUAGUCUGCAGGAAAUCACAUGGAGGUGCUCUUGUGCUCACAUGACAGUCCGAGCGAUGGCAGGAGAGAUCAAUGAAGGUUCAGUUCCUGCCUAUUACAGAGAAGUGUAUGAGGCCAUCCGAUGCAGGACAGAUGAGAGAGUGCAGGUUGAAGUUUUUGAGCGGCUCCUGCAAAGGGCCGGUCUCCCCAAGACGGCUCGCAGCCAGAUUGCUCAGCAUGUUGACUCCACAGAUGGAUUCCUUACCAAGCUGUCCCUCUAUAAAGGACUGGCUUUGAUUGCUGUUGCCCAGCAAGGGAAACAACCAAGCCCUAAACUCUUGGAGAACUACAUACAGGAGUUACCAAAACCCCAGCUCGGAGAGCCAAGGGAGCUGAACGCUCUGAGGAUGCAGCCGGCUCAGAAUGAUGUUCUGACCAUUUCAGAGACGCUGGAAAAGCUUCUGGCCAAAGACACAGUCCAGGUGGAGCUGAUACCGGAGAAGAAGGGCCUGUUCCUCAAGCAUGUGGAGUACCAGGUCACCAGCCAGCGUUAUAAAAUAUCAGUUUAUAGGCGGUACAGUGAUUUCGACAUCUUCCAUGAACUUUUACUUCAGAAAUUUGCCUACAGAGUGGUUCCAGCACUGCCACCCAAAAGGAUGCUAAAGGGAGUCCUGACAUCUGUGUCUGAGCAUGAGUUCAUUGAAGGGAGAAGACGAGCUCUGGGCAGAUUUAUAAACUUAGUGGCCCGCCACCCCGUCUUCUCCGAGGAUGAGCUGGUCAAGACCUUCCUCACCUUCAGUGGCUCUGAUGUCCAGACCAGGCUGCGUGACACUUGCAAGAAAUCGGGUGACGAGUUCAUGACCAACAAGAUUGCAACCCAAGUGAAGGAAUAUCUCCCAGCAGACAUUCAGGCUCAGUUCUCAACUAGCAGAGAGCUGAUUAAAAAUAUCCACAACAGCUUCCAGAGGCUGCGGGACAGAGCAGAAAAAAUGGCUGAGCGCUCAAAGGAGAAUGCAACUGAUCUGCUUCAGUUUGGUCGAGAGCUUAGUGCUCUGGGCUCAGAUGCGUCGGCUCUUCCUUCCUUGGCCUCCUCACACAGCAGCUGGGGAACCCUGCGUCGGUCGUUGAAAAGCCUGUCGGUGGAGUUUGCCGUUUUAUCCGACAAAGCCACUCAGCAGGGCAGACGGGAAGAGGAUGAUGUUGUGGAGAAACUGAACUUCUUCCUAGAUUUGCUGCAGUCAUACAGAGAUCUAUGCGAGCGUCAUGAAAAGGGUGUGCUUCAUGAGCACCAGAGAGCGCUGCACAAGUACGGCGUGAUGAAAAAGCAGAUGAUGAGUGCCACAGUUCAGUCCAAAGAGCAGGCUUCUGUAGAGCAGCUGGAGUCACGAAUCGUUCAGCAAGAAAGUGCCAUCCAGACCAUUGAGCUCCGCAACUAUUUUUCCCUGUUCUGCCUUCAUCAAGAGACGCAGCUUAUCUUCAGCUACCUUCCAAUCACUUCUCACAUUCUCGGGGCUUUCGUUAACUCCCAGGUCCAAGGACACAAAGAGAUGGGUGAGGUGUGGAAUGAACUCCAUCCAAAGCUUGGGUGUCUCUUUGGUAGUAAUAACGGACUGAAACCUCCAAUCUGAAACCCACAUGCAGUGCAGAAGAGAAACACAUGAAUUGCUCUGUGAGCUAAUGCUAAAUAAUUUGUAAGGCACAACUGUUCCCAGUCUAUCACAUGACAUCUCAUCCAGUAAGACGAUUUCUAUUAUCUACAGUGAUUAACUACAUGUGUGAAUUUGUGCUUUAGGGUAUUGCUUUUAUUUCAGAAUUAGCUUUUACCAAUGUUAGCACAGCAACAAGAUGCUAAGACUUGUUAUUCUAUAAGGGACAUAAGGUGGACUACAUACAGUCAUACAUUUAGACACAUUUUCUGAAUCAUCUGUUUACAGCUUUUUAGAAGUUGAACACACUAAGGCACUGACACUGAGAUUUCAGUCUUUCUGGAUGUUUGUUUAAUCUCCUGUCAAUUGCAUUCAGUUUUCUGAAUAGCUUUAUCACCACAGAGAAGUUAUAUAUCUGCAGAGUUUAUAGAAUUGACAAUUCUGUGUGCUUUCAUACAUAUAUUUUGUAACGAACGUUUGUGAACCCUGUGGAUUUUCUGCAAGAAUGUGACCUGAAACAUGAACAGAUUUUAAACAGCUUCUUAAAGUCAAUAAAAAAGACAAACAUA